This is a messenger RNA of Chlamydomonas reinhardtii, 12325 nucleotides long. RefSeq lists its product as uncharacterized. Lineage: Eukaryota; Viridiplantae; Chlorophyta; Chlorophyceae; Chlamydomonadales; Chlamydomonadaceae. The transcript is spliced from 30 exons. Bases 250 to 11451 code for a protein of 3733 amino acids. The record is from RefSeq and is a predicted model, not a curated record.
CUACGGCAUUGCACGCUGAACACAGGCUUGCUUCUGCUGAGACUUGAGCUCGCAUUUGGCGGGCUCCCCGCGUUUCAAGACUGCCAUGCCGUGAUACCAGCUAAUCGCUAUUUACACCCACUAGUUAGCAUACCGGUUUAGCAGAGGCUUUGUUCUACAGGGAAAACGGUCUCGACUGACUUUCGGUGCACCCUCCCGCCAUGGUUCUGGCUUAACCAAAGAUCUGUUUGGGAGGUGUAACGAAAGCCGAUGGGUCGCAAGAAGGCAGAAAAGGGCACGGCCCGAGCCCCGCACGGCGACGAGCUGCUGCGUAUCCUGCACUCACCGGCGACACAUGGAAAGCUCAGAACGCUUGUCAAGUCGGGGAUGGACCCGAACUGCAGUGUCGAAACCGCCUGCUUCGACAGCACAACUUGGAUUCUGCCAGGGGUUGCGAAACCAUGUAUCCCAUUACUGGUCUUCGCGUGCUUCAACGGGGUGCCAGCUGCUACGGUCGAGCUGCUGAUCAAGCUGGGCGCGAACCCCAACUCCGUGACGGACUGCGGUCUACCCUGUCCGCUGGCCGUGCUGUGCGCCAAAAUUACCCCGGAGGAGCAGCGGGCGCUCUUCCAGGUCCUGAAGCAGCACCGCUGCACCACCUUCAACAGCCGCCUGCGCUCGGCGCGCAACGAGGAGCCGUGCCACAUCACCUGCAAGGUGCUGGACCUGAGCGACUGGACGGCGCCGCGCAAGGUGGAGGGCGUGGAGAUGCUGAUCCAGUUCGGGACCUUCCUGCUGCCGGACCCUCCCGGCGGCUGCGGCGGCUGCGGCGGCGCAGGCGGCGCCAACAAAACCGGCGGCGGCGGCGGCACUGACGGUACGGCACAGCAGCAGCAGCAGGAGCAGUUGGACGAGCAGGCGCUGUACGACUUCGUGGUGACGGCUGUACGGCAGCCGUGCGGGCACAAGCUGCUGGACAGCCUGUGGAGGCACUAUCCGCAGCGGCUGCUUCCGCGCCUGCCGCUGCGCUCCAGCCUGUUCCUGUCGGCGCUGUCCGAGAGCUGGAUGGCGGGCGCGUGGCGGCACAGCGAGGAGCGCCAGCACACCGUCACGCAGGCUGUGCUGCUGCGGCUGCUGUUCGAGCACCCCGCCAUGUCGGCACCGCCGCAGCGGAAGGCGCUGGUGGCCUGGCUGCGUGCCAACAUGACCGCCCUGCUGUACCGGCCCGAGCUGGUGGCAGCGGUGCUGGACAGGUUCAAGGGCGCGGGCGCGGGCGAUGAGGAUGUGAUCCACGUGGACGACACGAACCUGGUGCUGCCGGUGGGGCUGCUGGCCGGCCCCGCGGCACUGCAGGGCGAAGUGCCGCUUGCCGCUGGCGGCGGCGGCGGCGGCGAGGGAGGCGAUGCUGAGGGAGGCGACGGCGAGGGAGGAGGAGGAGAGGGAGGAGGAGGAGGAGGUGGAAGAGGCGGCGGCGGGCUGAGCCUGAUGCUGGCGUAUGCGGUGGACCCGGAUGAGCAGCUGGCGCGCAGGGGUGUGGAGAUGCUGCUGGCGCGCGGCGGGCGGGUGGACGUGCCGUGCCGCCUGGGGCCCGAGGUGCUGGGGGCGGCCGGCAGCACCGCGGCGGCGGCGACGGCAACAGCAGCAGCAGCAGCAGCCGGGAAGGAGGGAGCAGGCGGAGCAGAGGGAGCAGGAGGCGAGGAGGGCAGCGAGGGAGGCGAGGGCGGGGGAGCUGGUGGUGGUGGUGGCGCUACCACGGAUGGCCUGGUCACACCGCUGGUGGCCGCCUUCAUGCCCUACCAGCGCAACCAGGCACUGGUCGAGCUGCUAUGGCAGCGCUUCGCCGAGACCCACCCGGCCGACGCCACCCACGACGCCGUGGCACGACUGCGCGCCGCCGCCCAGUCCCUCUUCCUGGCCCUGCCCGGCUGGCGCGGAGCGCUGGACCGAGCCGCACGCGCCGCCGCGGCCGCCGCCGCCGCCGCGACGGCGGCGGCCGCCGCCGGCGGAGCCGGCGGCUCCGCCGCCGAAGGCGGCGGCGGCGCAGCCGGCCUCCCCGGCGGCGCCGAGGGCGGCGCCGGAGGCGCUGCGGCUGCUGCUGCUGCUGCCGCGGGCGGGGGUGUGUUUGGUUUAGGUGUGUUGGACGCGGUGCCGCUGGUGUGCAGCCGGGAGCGGCUGAGGGAUCUGCUGGACUCCAACGUGCUUGACUUUGUGGACGGCAGGAACCUGGAGCAGGUGGAGGCGGCCCUGAUGGAUCUUGUGGGCGCGCUGUCCGCCCUGCCCGACCAGCAGGAGCCCGACCAGGAGGCGGAGGACCAGGACCAGGAUGACAAGGCGGGUGCUACAGCCCCCUCCUCGCCCUCCUCCUCCCGGCUGGAGGCUCAGCUGCAGCUGGUGGAGGCGCGGCUGGCGGCGGACAAGGUCUGGCUGGAGUCGCUGGCUGCCGCGGGCCGCCCCGAGUCCGAGCUGGUCGACGACCCCGAGGUCUGGCGCGCGGAGGCGGCGGUGGAGGCGGCGGCAGCCAUACGCGCCUGCCUGCUCAGGUCAGCAGCCGGCGUGGAGCCGGAGGCGGCGCCCAGCGCCGCCGCCGCCGCCGCCUACGCCGCCGCCGUGGCGGCGGCGGCAGGCGCGCCGUACGCGCCGCCGGUGCGGGGGUACUUCUCCUCCGCCGGGUUUGCCAUGGAUCGGGACGCAGUGGUCACGCCUGCUGCUGCUACAGCUGCUGCAGCCGAGGACGGCGGCAGUAGCAGCAGCAGCCGGGCGCGGGAGCUGCCGCCGGGCGUGGCGUUCGUGGAGGUGGUGGCGGCGCGGGUGAUGUCGCAGCCGGAGUGGGGCUUCAGCCGGGGGCUGCUGCUGCAGCUGGGGGUGUGCCAGAUGCGGCGCAUGAUGCGGCAGCUGCACGGCGAGGACGACGUGGACGGCGUGCGGGGCAUGCUGGGCCAGAUACAGGUCCUGCGCUACCACUACGAGGAGCUGCUGCGCUCCAUGGCCCCGCCCGAGCGCCGCCUGCUGGCAGACCUGGUGGCAGCACUGGAGGUGGCAGACGCAGCCCGCGCGGCAGAGGAGGCCGGAGGCGCCGGAGGCGCCGCGCCGCCGCCGGAGGCGGCGGUGGCGGCGGAGCCGUCGCCGCAGGCGCCGCAGGCGCCUGCGGCGCCGCUGAUGCCGCGCCACUCUACGGACCUGUCGGCGCUGCGGGCGCUGCUGCCGGGCGAGAGCCUGGGCGGCGACAGCGAUGAGGAGGACGACCUGGGGAUGCUGGGGGAGGAGGAGGAGGAGGACGAGGACGAGGAAGAUGAUAUGGACGGGCUGGGCGGCUUUGGGCUGCGGGGGCUGCGGGUGGGCAUGUCGCCCGUGGUGGCGGCGCCGCCUGCGGCGGCGGCGGCGCCGCCGCCGCCGGCAGUGGCGGCGCUGGCGCGCCGGCAGCUGCACGGCUGCGCCGCCACUGGGCUGGAUGUAAUGGUCGGCAGCGCGCCGCCUUCCGGGACCGCCGGCGGCGCCUCCGCCGCCGCCAGCGCGCGCGCUACCGGCGGCGGCUGCGUGUCUGACUCGUACGACGGUUCGUACCUGGACGAGGCGAUCGAUGCGGCGUUGGCGGUUGGCGGCAGCGGCGGCGGCGUGCCGCACUCGCUGCCGGCGCACGUGCGGAAGCUGCGCGAAGCCAACUCCUCCGUGGAUUCCGAGUCGCUGGCGAGCGCGUACGGCCGUACGGGAUCGUACGAACUGCCGCCGUACGAGUACCUGGGCGCGGCGGUUAUGCGCCGCAAAGACCCCAACGGCUGUAACGACGGCGCGGAUCUGGAUUUCGGCCUGGAGCUGGAAUCCGAUGUCCCGGAUCCUGCACCCAGGGCCGGCGGCGCCGCCGCCGCGGCGGCGGCGGUUGGAAAAGCUGGCGGCGGCGCCUCCGCCGUUCGUGGCAGGCGGGCGACGGUUGGCAAGGGCCGCGGUGGCGCGGGCAGGGCGGCGGCACUAGCAGGCAGCGGGGGGGACGAGGGUGACAGCGGCAGUGACCGCUUCGAUACGCCUUCUGGAGAUGACGCGGGCGCUGCGGGCGCGGUGCCGGCGUCUGCGGCUGCGGCUGCGGCCGGCAGCAUUGCUUUCGCGGCGAGGGCCACGGGCUCGGCUCGAUGCAUUGCCACACCGCCGGCGGCGGCGCCGGCGGCGACGGUACCGGCGCCGCAGACGGCGCGGUCAGGAUCCGUGGGGGCGUCUGCAGCAGGAAGUAAGAAGCAGGAGCGACAGGGCCUGCAGCAGAAACAGCAGCAGGCGCUGCGCAGCCAGCGCCGGAGCGGUGACGGCAGCUCCGGAGCCGAGUCAAGUGGCAGCGCCGGCGGCGGCGGCGGUGGAGGCAUGUACGGCGUGUACGGCGCGAGUCACGCCGGCGGCGGCGGUUACGGCGGUUACGGCCCAGAGUACGGCAUGGAGAGCGUUGGCGGCGACAUGGGGGCGCUGGAGUUGCCGCAUGGCGGCGGCGGCGCCGAUGUCCUCGGCCUCGGCGGCGGUACGGCUGCUGGCGGCGCUGGCGGCGGCGGCGGAGCCGCCGCCGCCGCCGUCGCCAGGGGCGGCGGCGUGAGCUUGAGCGCCGCCGCUGAGGCCACUGUGGCUGGGCUGCGGUCUGGCAGCCAUUCGCGCAAGGCUGUGGCCGCCGGCGGCAGCACUCCACAUGACGGCGGGCAGGGAAACGCGGCGGCGCCGCCGCUACUCAGCUUCGGCGGUAGUCGGCGGCGCCUAGAACGUGAAGACUCCCGGCGGGCGGACCAAGUGGCGGCGGCGGCCGCCGAAAUUGCGGCGGCGGCGGCGCUCCUGCCGGAGGAGCCGGAGGCACUGGACUCGGGUAGCGACGGCGGGUCGGCAGCGGCGGCGCAUGCGCGGCGGGCGCGGCCGCCGCCGCCGCCGCCGCUUCCCCACCACCAUCACCACCAUCGCAACGGCAGGUGCGAGUCCGGAUCGGAUGCUGACGGCAACGGCAAUGACUCGGAUGGCUCGUCGGUCAACUUUGACGGCGUGCCAGGAUCACAGCAGAAGAAGCAACAACAGCGACAGCAGCAGCAGCAGCAGCAGCAGCAGCAGCAGCAGCAGCAGCAGCAGCUACAGCCGGCGGCGCCGCCGCGCCUCAGUGGCGGGAACGCCUCCGCCCCCGUCUCCCGGACCUCGUCCGCCGCCUCGCUGGAUUCCACUCGCGCCUACAUCGUGCACCGCCGCCGGCCUGGCGGCGGCGGCGGCGGCGCCCUCGGCGGCGGCGGCGCCGCCGACCCCGACUCCAGGGAUGGCGGCGGCGGCGGCGGCGGCCACGGCGUUUCCGACUUCUAUGCUGGCGGCGACGAAGGCUGGGAGCCAAUGCCCGGAAUGCGGAUGAGCGAUCAGGGGGCAGCGGGUGGCGGCGGAGCGGCGGCGGCGGCCUGGGCGGCGGCGGGCGCACGUGGCGAGAGCGCGCGGCGGCUGCGGGCGGCGGCGGCGGUGGCGGCGGCUGGGGCGGCUGGAGCGGCUGGGGCUGGAGGGCACGGCCAGUACGACGAUGACGCGGACAGCGCGUGCAGCGGCGGCGGCGGCGGCGGUGGUUCUUGGGGUGCUGACGCGGAUGGAGAGGAUGAGGGCGCGGCGCAAGACGAGGAGGACGAGGAGGAGGAGGGGGGCUGGGGCGGGUGGCGUGGCGGCCGGGCGGCGGCGCCGCCGCCGCCGCCGCCAGGGCCGGGGUCCGCGGCGGGUCGGCAGCGCCGCCGCCUGCAGGUGCGCAGGGCGCACGCCGCCGCCGCGGCGGCGACAGCGGCGGAGCCGGCGGCAGCGGGAGCGGAGCCGCCGCUACAGCCGGCCUCGCACCUGCUGCAGCCGGACCUAACCGUGGACUCUGAGGGUGACGUGGCGGCGGCGGCGGCGCGCGGCGCCCGCCUGGCACCGCCGCCGGCGCCGCUUCCGCGCCGCGGCCGGGCGUCUGUCAGUGACGACGGCGCGGCUCGCCUCCGCCACCGAGGCGGCGACGGCGACGGCAGCGGCUGUGCGCGCGCCUGCGGCAGCAGCAGUAGCAGCGGCGGCGGCGGUGGCGGCGGCGGCAGUAGCAGCAGCCGGCUGUCGUACGGGUCCGAGGGCUCCGUCACAGGUGGCGCGCGAGGCCGGGCCACGUCGGCGGCGGCGGCGGCGGCGGGCAGCGGCAGCAUCAAUGGCGGCGGCGGCGGCGGUGGCGUCAAUGGCGGCGCGUCGGGCGCUGAGUCAGACGCCAACAGCGACUCCACUCAGGAGUGGCCGCCGCGGCCGCGGCAAAGCCAGCCUUCUGCAGCCAAGGCGGCGGCGGCGGCGGCAGCACCGGGCGACUGGACGCCUCCGCCGGCGGCGCGCCGCCGGCACGCUGGCGCCGCUGCCAAAGGUGUGCUGGGCCGGGAUGCGAGCGAGUCACCUGGCAGCAGCAUUGGCUUCUCGGGCCGGCGGCGGCAGCAUCUGGACAGUGACCGCAGCGAUGAGGGCGGCGGCGUCGAUGGUUGCGGCAGCGCGGGAAACGGCAACGGCCGCCGCGCUAGCGGUGGCGGCGGCGAGGACAGCGCGAAUGGCGGCGCCAGCUCUGACGGCACAGUGGAGUGGGGCGGCGCGGAGGUGGGCGUGGUGCAGCGGCGCCGUGGCGGCGGCGGCGGCAGCCGCGGAAGCAGUGGCGGAAGCAGUGGCGGCGGCGGCGGCGGCCGCGGCAACCGGCGCGCCGUCCGGUCGCCGUCUGGCUCCGUAGACGCCAACGUUGGUGCCGGCGGCGGCGGCGGCGGCGGCGGCGACAGCGACGGCGGCUCAUCGGACAGCAGCGUCACAAGCCGACCCGCGCCGCUGGCCGCCUCCGCGGCCGCCACCGCCGCCAAGGCCAGGGCCGCCGCCGCCGCCGCUGCUACCCCUGCGGCAGCUGGCGGCCGCGGCGCCGCCAUCGCCGACGCCGUGGCCACUCUUUCCACACCCUGCUCCUCGCACCGGACCACCCAUCCCAGCGCCAAGACAGGCAAGACGAACCCGGCGGCGCCGCCGCCGGGUGCCGCCGCCAUCAGUGACGACGAUGCGCCGGGCAUGAGCGGCCGCGGCGGCGGCGGCGAGAGUGACGCUGCCUCACCGCUGGCUGCCCCAGUAGCGGCGGCAGCGGCGCUGGCGACCGCCCGCAGCCAGCCCGCGCCCAUGGCUGCGGUUGCCGCCGACGAUGCCAUUGCCGCCGCCGCCGCCGCCGCCGCUGCAGGCGCCGCGGCGCCGGCGCAACUGGCGGCGGCCGUGGCUGGAACAUCAGCAGCACCAGCGGCGGCCACGGCAGCGGGAGCCCUGCCUGCCGGCGGCGCCGACAAGGCGCUGACGUCACUGCUGGCGGCGCUGGCGGCUGCCAACGUGCACCCGCGCACCGACGCAAUCUCUCCUGGCGGCGGCGGCGGCGGCGGGGCCAAUGGCAGCGCCAGCGGCGCCGCCGCACAAGCCGGCAGCGCCAACGUCAGCAGCAGCAGCAACGCUGGCGCCGGCGGCGGCGCCGCCAGCGGCGACGGCGGUGGCGGCAGUAGCAGCAACGGCUCGGUCCAGCAGUGCUAUGUGCUACAGCUGAGCGGGGCGGCGCCGGAGGCAGGCUUCUCGGCGCCGCCCCCUGCGGUCAUGCAGGUGUUGGCUGCCACGCCCGCCUCCGCCGACCCGCUGCAUGGCUGGCUGGCGGGGCUGCGGGGCGCACUGGCGGCAGCGUCCGGCUGCGAGCAGCAGCGGCUGUACGUGGUGGCGGACUGCCCCGCCCGCGCCUGGCCCGCCUGGCUGCCGGCACUGCGGGCGGCGGUGGCGGCGGCGGUGCUGGGCGCAGUGCCGCAUGACCUGGAGCAAGAGGCCGCGGACGCGGCUGCCGACGCGGCGGCGGCGGCAGCGCGCCGCAGCAGGCGCCGCCGGCUGCAGCUGCGGCGGCGGCGGCACCUGGCCGAAGGCGGCGGCGGCGGCGGCGGCGGCGGCCGCGGCCGCAGCGGCCGUGCUGACGGCGAGGAGGGAGACGACGAGGACGGAAGCCAGGACGAUGAGGAUGGCUCUGACGACGAGGAGGGCGGCGGUGGUGCCGCGGCGGUGGCGGCGGCGGCGCGGCGGCGGCGGCGCCGCCGCCACUGCCCGGAGUGGCUUCGCCAGGCUGUGGCGCUGCUGCCGCUGUGCCACGUGGUGUUUCCCUUUGGCGGCAUGUUCCUGACGCAGGCGACGGCCAGGGCGCUGCAGGCCACCACCGACCCCGCCCGCCACGCCGCCUACGCCUCCCCCACCGCCUCUCCCCCGCCUCCCCCUCCUCGGCUGUGGCUGGACGCCGCCUGCCUGCCCGCCGCCGUGGCCUUCCUGGAGGCCCACCCCGGCAACCUGUACGGCAGGGCGCUGCUGAUGCAGCUGGCGGGGAAGCAGGUCAGCCGCGCGCUGCUGCGCUCGCCCCGCUACGGCCUCACCGGCGCCGCACGCACCGCCGAGUCGCUGCAGGAGCUGCUGUACGCGGGCGGGGACGUCGGCUACAGCGCCCUCCUGGGCGGCGGCGGCGGCAGUAGCAGCGGCGUCGGCGGCCCGGGCGCUGCUACAGCCGCGGCGGCUGCGGCUGCUGCUGCCGCACUGCUGCUGGACGAGGGGGAGGAGGAGGGGGAGGAGGGGCUGGCGCUGCGGGGCGCGGGCAUGACCAUCUCGGUCCUGAACACGGCGCUGUGUGCUGCUCGGCAGCUGCAGGCGGUGUGGCGGAGCACCUGGCCCGGAGGCCACUCGCUGAGGCUGGCGGCCUACAGCUACCUGGCCGCUGCCGGCUACCCGCGCGCGGUGGUGUCGGCGCUGCAUGCGUGUGUACCGCUGGUGCUGGAGGGCGCGCUGGACGCCAGUGAGCUGCUGGCGGAGCUGCGGCUGCUGGCGGCGGCGCCCGGCACCGCACUGCAGGUGGCGGAGGAGAUCCUGGCGCCGCAGCCAGAUGACGACCCGCCCUCCCCCGGCGCCGCCGACCCGCACAGCCCGCACAGCCCCCACGGCGGCGGCGGCGGCGGCGGCGCAGUGGCCUUCCGGCACCUGGUGUCCGCCCUGCGCGCCGCCCUGGACCCCAACCAGCCCCACACGCUCCACACACACCUGGCAGCAGACGCUGCGGCACGCCGCCGCCAGCAGCAGCAGCAGCAGCAGCGGCAGCAGGCGGCUUCGCCGCCGCCGCCGCCGCCUGGCGGCGGCGGCGCCGCAGCCGCCGGCAAGCCGGCGGCGGCGGCGAAGCCGGGCCAACCGCCGCUGGCGCCCUGGAGCGCGCUGCCGCCGCCGCUGCGGGAGCAGUUGGUGGAGGAGAUGCUGACGAUCUCGGAUCUGAUCAUGAUCGUACAUGCCGUACUGCUGGCGCUGCGUACGGCGCUGACGCACGCCGCCGACGUACUGCUGGCGGCGGCGGAGGGCGGCGCGGGCGCAGCCGCCGGCGACGGCAGCGGCGGCGCGCCCGCCGCCGUGGCGGCGGCGGCGGCGGCGCUUCGGCGGGAGGUGGCGGAGGUUCAGGCCAUGCGCGCCGCCGCCUCGCGUAUGCUUGUGGAGCGGAUGGAGGCGCAGGAGCGCGCGCCGGCCUGCGCCGCCGCCGCCGCCUCCAUCUCUACUAACCUCUCGCACUCCCACUCCCUCGUAAGCAACCACUUACAUCAUGGAGGAGCGGCGGCGGCGGACGCGGGCGGCGGCGGUGUCGGUGGCGGAGGAGGAGCCGCAGCGGCGGUUGAGGACGAGGCGGCUACGGCAGAAACCGCCGCAACCGCCGCCGCCAACGACCCGGUGACGUGGCGGCACAUCAACGGUUUGUACGAGCACGGCAAGGCCGUACUGCAGUGCGCGGCGGACGCGGCGGCGGCACUGCUGGACCCGCGGACGCGGGCGGAGGAGGUUGAGAGGUGCGAGGUGCUGGUGGGCUGGCUGGCGUCUGACUCGCAGCUGCUGACGGGGCUGGCGGCGCUGAGGCAGCUGCCGCCCGCCGCCGGCCUGGCGCUGCCGCCGCACCACUACGCCCACACCCACCCCUACACGGCGCCGGGCGGCACGGCCGACGACGACGGCGAGGAGGGGGAUGAGGAGGAGGGAGCGGUCGCCUGGGGCGAGGCGGGGCGGGGCGGCGUGCCGGCCCCGCCGCCGCACCACCAGUGCAACGAGGUGCUGUACCGCAUGAUGGUGCCCAACUGGCGGGACGAGCCCCCCGCCCCCGCCUCCCCUGCCCCCGCCUCCGCCGCCUCCUCCUCCCCUGCCUCUGCCCCCGCCGCCUCCCCCUCCUCCUCCCUGGCGUCCGAGUUCGAGCGCAGCAGUUGGUCGCUGCCCACCCUGAUGCGCGGCGAGUUCAGGCCGGUGGGGCAGGCGCGGCUGCGGCGGCUGUUCGACGAGGUCCGGGCUCUGGCGUGCGAGUGCCUGGACCAACUCAGCCGCAUCGCCCCGCCCCCGCCGCCCCCGCCACAGCCUGCGGCCGCAGCAGGCCCUGCGGCCGGCAGCUUCCCCAACUUCCACUACCAACACCAACACCAACACGAACACUUCGGCGGCCGAGGCGGAGGGGAUGAGGAGGAGCAGGCAGAUGACGAUGCAGAGUACCUCACCUCCGAGGCGGCGGCAGCAGCUACAGCCGCUACAGCCGCAUCGGCGGCGGCUGGUGGGUCGGGGUCGCUGGGUGCGGCGGACGCGGCGGACGCCAUCGCCGCCGUGUGCGCCUUCCUGCGCCAGGCCCAUCAGGCACAGGCACAGGCACAGGCCCAUGAAGCCCACCAGUCCCACCAGGCACAGGCACAGGCACACCAGACACAGGCCCAAGCCCAGGCACAGGCACAGUCCCACCAGUCACAGGCACAGGCCCAUCAGGCGCACCAGGCGCAUCAGGCGCAGGCGCACCAUGACGGCGAGCUGGGUGGCCAGGGCCAGCAGGGCCGCGGACACGAUGGCUAUGGCGGCUACGGUGACGAGGACGGCGAGGACGCGGGAGAGGGGGCAGGAGGGGAGUGUGGAGGUGCUGACGGUGCGGAGGGCUGCGAGGCCGCGGGCGCGCAGUUCGUGUACCUGCCCGGCCUGCCGCCGCACCUGCAGGUGCCGCUGCAGCCGCACCACAUCCAGCAGCUGCAGGCGCGGCUGCACGCGCAGGCGCAGCACCAGCAGCAGGCACAGCAUGAGGGCCUCGGGGGGCAGCAGCAGCAGCAGCCGGGUGAGGGCGAGGGCGAGGGUGAGGGCGAGGACGGAGGCAGCAACCACUUCCACUUCAUUGGGCAGGAGGAGUGGGAGGGGGAGGAGGGGGAGGAGGAGGAGCAGCAGGAGGGCGGGGGCCUGCCGUGGGAGGCUCUAGGCGGAUUGGCGGGCUUCGUGUUUGCGGACGGGAGCGGCUUUGGCUUUGCGGCUGGCGACGGCGGUGCUGCUGUUGGGGUUGGAAGCGACGGCGUACAGUAUUACGAGGCUGGGCGGGGACGGGGCGCAAGGGUGGUGGUGGAGGAGGUGGAGGACGAUGACGAGGAGGAGGAGGAAGAGGGCGAGGGCGAGGGCCUGGAUGACCCCCUAUGAUUGCCCGUGUGCUGCUGCCGGCCGGCAUGCGUGUCUUGUGCGGGUGUAGUACACUAUGGUAGGGAGCUACAGUACCGAGUGCCGACCAGCGUGUCCAGCACCGGUAAUCGAAGAUGCUUUAACCAUGCGAAGUCCAGGAAGCCAGGGAGCACAGAAGUUGGAGACGCCUGGACCGGUAAUAGGGCGAGCAGCAGCUGCUGAGAAGUGAGAGGUAUGAUAGGCUGUGCAGUAGGGGGACAACCGAGGCAACCUGCCUUACCACUGUCCGCACAACCAUUCAAGGCCCGAGGAGGCACGGAUCCUAAAUGCCUGCGAGUCUUUUUACGGACACGGGCCGACGGGCGAGAGGCGGGGGCGCUCCCUUUGUGACGGUCACGACUGCAAAUGUGCGAAGCUGCAUGGCCUGACGCUGUCACCCUCCAAGUGGCAGGGGCGUACGUGGCCGAGCCUAACGCAAUAGGGGAGCUGGGCAGGGCCUUGGGGAUAGGAGCAGCGCGCGAAGGGCCGGGCCGCUGGGGCGCUGGGGCCACCGCCAAGGCCCACCGCCAAGGCCUAGGCAUGCUGAGAUCAGCAAUUCAGCAGGUGCCACUGUGCCAGGCGGCUGGCGUUUACGGCAGUUGCUUGAAGGGUGUGCGAUGGGGCAGGCUGGCCUGGUCCAGCACGUGACAGCGUACGGUAGUGGCGUGCUGUAUUCCCGGCAGACGGCCAGACCCCAACACUCAGCAGCCAGUUUGCUACGUCAAGGGCUCAAGGCAUGAGCGCGCGGUUACUAGAACGCCGGGCAGUUACCCCGGGACUGUGCCGACGCGUCGCUGCCGUGGCUGCCGUGGCUGGCAGGCUGGUAAUGCGCUGACGAGCAUCCCUCACGCUCUAU